This is a messenger RNA of Daucus carota subsp. sativus, 976 nucleotides long. Its product is annotated as cytokinin riboside 5'-monophosphate phosphoribohydrolase LOG3. Gene Ontology annotation, molecular function: hydrolase activity, hydrolyzing N-glycosyl compounds. Gene Ontology annotation, biological process: cytokinin biosynthetic process. The coding region runs from base 113 to 769 and encodes 218 amino acids. Lineage: Eukaryota; Viridiplantae; Streptophyta; Magnoliopsida; Apiales; Apiaceae. The record is from RefSeq and is a predicted model, not a curated record. The transcript has 7 exons. Gene Ontology annotation, cellular component: cytosol.
ACAGAAGUGACUAGUGACAACUAUUUUUCUUCUGUUCUCAUCUCUGUGUGUCACCAACAGAGGCAAAAAUAGUGCCAAAUAUAGAGAGGGAGAGAGAGAGAUUGGGAGAGAAAUGGAGAGAGAUGGUGAAAUGAAGCAUUCAAGGUUCAGUAGGAUUUGUGUUUUCUGUGGAAGUAGUCAAGGCAACAAGAGUAGCUAUCAGGAUGCUGCUAUUCAGCUUGCCCAAGAAAUGGUCUCAAGAAACAUUGAUUUGGUCUAUGGAGGCGGUAGCAUUGGACUGAUGGGCUUGAUUUCACAAGCUGUUCAUAAGGGUGGCCGUCAUGUUAUUGGGGUCAUUCCCAAGACGCUCAUGCCUCGAGAGUUAACUGGUGAAACAGUAGGGGAGGUGAAGGCAGUUGCAGGUAUGCAUCAAAGGAAAGCAGAGAUGGCUAGGCACUCGGAUGCUUUUAUUGCCUUACCUGGUGGUUAUGGCACUCUAGAGGAACUACUUGAAGUUAUAACCUGGGCACAACUCGGCAUCCAUGAUAAACCGGUGGGGCUGCUCAAUGUGGACGGAUUCUACAACUCUUUACUGUCAUUCAUCGACAAAGCUGUGGAAGAAGGCUUCAUUAGCCCUUUUGCCCGCCGUAUCAUUGUAUCUGCAACAACAGCAAAGGAGUUGGUCAAGAAAUUGGAGGAGUAUGAACCUUGCCAUGAAAUGAUUGCUUCAAAGCUCAACUGGGAGACAGAGCAGCUUGCCUAUCCUCCAACUAAUGAAAUUUCAAGAUGAUAACACGGGGGCACAGUAGAUCAAGUUGAUGAAUAUUUAGCAGUCCAGGAUGCUAUCUUAAAUUUUACUACUUAGCUUUUGGUAUGGGGAUACUCUUUUGUAGAUUUCCACUGCAGUUAGCCUCAGUAAACUAAGCUUAUUUUGGUUUUUAGCCUCUGUAAAGUACUACUUGAUGCAUAUUAUAUGAAUGAGUUUCGUAAUGCUCUA